AUGUUUUGUUAGUUGAACUCAACCUGGCAAGAGAGAUGGAAGUGCUGAAUGCUCGCAGUGUCCUGGUGACUGGGUCCAAUCGGGGCAUAGGUUUGGAAUUGGUCAGGCAAUUGGCUGAAGGAAAAAAUAGGCCAGAAUGGAUCUUUGCCACCUGCCGGGACCCAGACGGACCACGUGCGCAGGAGUUGAAGAAUCUGGCUGCCAAGCACCAGGGAGUGAAAAUCAUCCAACUGAAUACCACUGAUCUUUCCAGCGUUAAGGCUGCUGCAGCCACAGUCACUAAGCAGCUGAAAGGAACUGGACUUAAUCUGCUGGUAAACAAUGCUGGGAUUUUAGACGCAAACUCUCAGGAUACAAUGGAGAACAUGUGUAAGAUUUAUGAGACCAACGUUGUUGGGACCAUGAUAGUGAGCCAGGAAUUCCUGCCCUUGCUGAAGAAAGCGUCUCAGGAAAGUCCCCUCAAAGGCAUGAGCUGCAGCAGAGCAGCCAUUGUCAACAUAUCCAGUAUAGGGGGCUCCAUCACCGAUGCCACUGUAUCAAGGGCAAUCCCUUAUCGUUGCAGCAAGGCUGCUCUGAACAUGCUCACAAAGUGCCAGUCCUUGGAAUUUGCCCAAGACAAUAUCCUGUGCAUUGCGGUGCAUCCUGGAUGGGUUCAGACAGACAUGGGAAAGUCAGUGGGACAGCCCCCAUUUACAGCAGAGUUCAGUGUGAAAGAGAUCCUAAAUACCAUUGCUAAUCUCGCAGAAAAAGACAAUGGUACUUUUGUGAACUGGGAAGGGAAAGUCAUUCCUUGGUGAGGUUCUGUUCUCAACAGUCUGAAUUUGUGCACUGCAGGAGGAGCUGCUCACCACUGGUAAUGCAAUUACCUGCUUAGCCGUGUCCUUGUCUUCAAUUAAAAACAGUACAAAAUAUA
Messenger RNA from Sceloporus undulatus (fence lizard), 913 nucleotides. Its product is annotated as C-factor-like. The transcript has 6 exons. The coding region runs from base 36 to 797 and encodes 253 amino acids. NCBI's taxonomy places the organism in Eukaryota, Metazoa, Chordata, Lepidosauria, Squamata, Phrynosomatidae. The record is from RefSeq and is a predicted model, not a curated record.